AUGGAGACGGCCCUCAUGAGCGAUCGGACGAUCAAGCUCCCCGACGACCUCCUGGUCGAGAUCAUCUCGCGCAUGCCGUACAAGUCCACCCGUUGCUGUAAGUGCGUCUCCACGCGCUGGCGGGACCUCAUCUCCCACCCCGACCACCGCGACAAGCUUCCCCGGUCAACCCUCGCCGGCUUCUUCUGCAAAAUCCACGGCGUCGACUGUGAUCCAUGUUUUAAUGAUUUUUGCCAAAGCGUCUCGGGGGACUGGUGUCCUUUUGACGACUCCCUCUCGUUCCUACCUGAAUGCAAGGACCUUGAUAUCUUGGAUUGCUGCAACGGCCUCCUCCUCUAUCGAUGUUCGAAGCCUUAUCCCGAGAAACCGGAUUAUGUGGUGUGCAAUCCUGCCACUGAGAAAUGGGUAACCUUCCAUGUGUUUCAGUUGGUACCUAUCAAAGCUGGACAUGAUUAUAGGAUCAAAGAGGUGGGGAUCUACCGCAAAGUUCUUUCAUAG
This is a messenger RNA of Triticum aestivum (bread wheat), 498 nucleotides long. RefSeq lists its product as uncharacterized. The coding region runs from base 1 to 498 and encodes 165 amino acids. NCBI's taxonomy places the organism in Eukaryota, Viridiplantae, Streptophyta, Magnoliopsida, Poales, Poaceae. The record is from RefSeq and is a predicted model, not a curated record. The transcript has a single exon. Gene Ontology annotation, molecular function: protein binding.